CAUCCCCAAUCUCUCAAUGGUGCUUUCAUUUUCUAUAUUCAAUGUUAACCAAAGUCCAACCACUUGCAUUCUAUGUCUGCUAUAUGGCAACGAUGUGGAUUUAACGUCAUAAGUUGCGCCUUCGCCAAAGUUCUCCCAGACAGAAUCUAUGUAAGUAAUUAGAAUUAGUCUACAACGACAUGGCCAAUGCCUUAAUUCUGUUAGACUAUAUGAAACUGCAUUGAGCAUUAUUUAAACGCGAUGUACACAUUUAGUCGAUGUCCAGCUUUGCGCGUCUAGCGGCGGCAGCGGUGGCUUGGUUAGCUGAUUUUCUUCUUGCAUUCUCGCACCAAAUACCUAGGCUCGGUCUCCGGAAACCGAAAUUGCACCAUAAGUGCAUUCGAUGUAAACAAAAAUUGACAAAUUGCAUUGAGUUCGGUGACGAUUUGUGAUUCAUUACGAUUGCAAGGCAACUUCUCUACUAUUGCUACGUGUGAAUGUAAUUUAGUGUUGUUUUUGGCGGCGAGCAUGUUUCGGUUUUUUACUUGUUUUUGCUUCUCACGAAAAGAACGUUUUUUGCCGCACGAUUGUUUCAAACAAUCAUCAUGAUAGUUUAGUGAUUCAGAACACCAAAGCGAGUGCAGCGCGUCGCUAACGGCUAAAGUGCAAGCAAAUAACCGAUUCAAUUGAGAGACUGAGAGUAGGUCAAAUGGCCUACGAAAGUGUGUUUGAAGAAGAUAUCGAAAAAUUAAGUAAACUAUUUGAAGCUGGCACUUUUCGGUUUCGAAUUCUAUCGGCUAGAUGCUCUCCGGGCAGCAGUUCUGGUGACAACUAUAUGUCAGUUGUUAAACGAAUCGUACUAACUGGCCGAGAUUCAGAUGAAAAUGAAAAAUCCAUAUCAUUGAUUGUGAAACGACAAAUUGCUAGUCUUUCCCGUCGUCAACUUUAUCGCUGUGAUGAGGCUUUUAGCAAUGAAAUUUCAGCUUUAAAAGAAGUCGUUCCGAUGUUAGAGCGUCAAACUCAAGCCACCACAGGACUUAUCUUCCCAAAAUGUUACUUUGCCGGUAAAGACGAAGCUGGUGAUAUCAUCGUCUUGGAAGAUUUGAAAGAACAAAAUUUCUCGAUGCGAAAUCGUCUCCAUGGUCUGGAUUUUGAACAUUGUCAAUUAGUUAUGAAAGAGUUGGCUAGAUUACAUGGAGCUUCGAUUGGAGCCAAACUCGGCGAUUUCCAUGAAUUUCGAUCAAAAGUCAAGAGUUUGCGUGACAUUGUUUAUUGUGAAGAAGCACGAGAGUUCUAUAGCAAUGUCCUCGACUCAGCUAUGGACGAAGCCCUCAAUAGCUUAAGGACAUCAAAUACCGAUGGUAGCCUCACCGAAGCCAUCCGCCUGAUAGAACUUAUACAACCGACGCUUUUCGAAAAGUUAAAAGACAAUAUAUCGUCGCAGUACGCCCCGCAUACAGUUGCAUGUCAUGGUGAUCUUUGGAUUAAUAACAUGAUGUUCAAAGAUGAUAGCGAGACUGGCAAGCCGACUGCCGUAAAGUUCUUCGAUUUACAAGCCAUGCGCUACACUUCGCCGAUCUUUGAUAUUUUGCACUUUAUUUACACAAGUACAAAGCGUGAUAUGCGCGAUGUCUAUCUAACACAAAUUCUAGAAACUUAUUGCAAGCGAGUUAACUUGCAUAUUGAUCAGCAAAAUUAUCCCAACGAAGGCGAUGAUUUAAUCCAUGAAUUUGAUGCAAUUAAGGAAUCGUUUUCAUUACAAAGCAUUAUGGAGGAGUUUAAGGAAAAAGUUCUUUAUGGUCUGGCCGUAGCCAUAUGGAUUCUGCCUGCGGUGACUUUCGAUGUUAAUAAUUUGCCUAACUUGGACUUGUUGAGCGAGACAAACCAACAUGGCAAGGAGUUGAAAUGCACACAGAAGCUUACACCUGAAUAUCAUUCCCGGAUAAGGGAUCUGGCUUUGGAGUUCUAUCAGAAUGGUUUUCUAAAUAUUCCAGAGUGAAACUUUUUUUUUACAUAUUAUUUUGUGACUGAAAUGUUUAGUGAUCGAAUUAAUGUUCCACUUGAGUCUAUAUUAAAAGUAUUUUUUAAAUAAAUUAUUUUAAAACAAAA
Messenger RNA from Eupeodes corollae, 2088 nucleotides. RefSeq lists its product as uncharacterized. The transcript is spliced from 3 exons. NCBI's taxonomy places the organism in Eukaryota, Metazoa, Arthropoda, Insecta, Diptera, Syrphidae. The coding region runs from base 689 to 1978 and encodes 429 amino acids. The record is from RefSeq and is a predicted model, not a curated record.